Eucalyptus grandis is the source of this 3601-nucleotide messenger RNA. RefSeq names its product protease 2. The transcript has 11 exons. The coding region runs from base 244 to 2607 and encodes 787 amino acids. Gene Ontology annotation, biological process: proteolysis. Lineage: Eukaryota; Viridiplantae; Streptophyta; Magnoliopsida; Myrtales; Myrtaceae. The record is from RefSeq and is a predicted model, not a curated record. Gene Ontology annotation, molecular function: serine-type endopeptidase activity.
CGCCGCGUUAAUCAUGCUUGGCAGUGGGAUUUCGAACGCUGUGGCCCCUUUUGAAUAGUAAUGUGGUCCGUAUCGGAGCGCGACGUUGCGUUGUAGAUAUGAUACGUUGCGGAGUCCGGCGACAGGAACGUCGUAACUAGCAGCAGGCAUUACGUCGAACACGACAGAGCUCAAGGUCGGGGACGCACGCUUCCUCAGUCCCCAGAGCCACUCAGUCCCCGUUCUUCUUCGCUCGACGCUCUCAUGGCGUUCCCCUCCGUCCGACGGACGAGGGCCUCCCUCGUCACCCUCGCCGCCAUCGCCCGCUCGUGCCGCCGCCGCUUCCUGUCCACCGCUUGCAAAGCGACCUCCUUCGCUCUCCCUCGACAACCCCCUCCCGUCCCAAAGCGCAUCCCUUUCGCCGUGUCUGCCCACGGCCGGACGUGGCAAGACCCCUUCCACUGGAUGUCCGACGUCGACGACCCCGAGUUCGUCGAGCACCUCGGCCGAGAGAACUCCUACGCUCAAGCUUUCAUGGCCGACACGAGGGAGCUUCAGGCCCAGCUGGUUUCCGAAAUGAAGAGUCGAGUCCCCGCCGAGAUUGCUACUCCGCCGGAGCGAUGGGGUCCCUGGCUAUAUUACCAAUACAUACCUGAAGGGAAGGAGUUUCCAGUGUUAUGUAGGAGGUUUGAAGCUGAAAAAGGUUGGGCAGAAGCAAUUCUUAGCUAUGUGACAGGACAACAGGGAAGAGAGCAGGUCCUACUUGACUGGAAUGAAAUAGCAGAGCAACAUGGUUAUGUCCAUGUGGGUAUGUGUCGAGUUUCCCCAGACCAUAGUUUUCUCGCUUAUACCGUUGACAUUAAUGCAAGUGAGUGGUUCAAGCUUCAAGUCAAGGACCUUAGUAAGGGAUGUAUACUUCCAAAUAUCCAAGUUGAAGGGGUUGUUAGUGUGGCAUGGGCUAAGGAUGGCUCCACUCUCUUCUAUACUCUAUCUGACGAGCAUCAACGGCCUUAUAGGGUCCUCUGCACAAAUUUAAGAUCAAGUAAUCUGGAGAACGCAGUGGUUUUCACAGAAAGAGAUUCUAAAUACUGUGUGGACAUCACAGGAACAAAAGAUGGCAAGUUUAUAACCCUUAAUUCAAGCUCAAGGAAUUCAUCUGAGGUUUAUGUGAUAGAUGCUGACAACCCUCUUGGUGGCUUGAGAAGAAUGUGUGAACGUGUAUCUGAUGUGAGGUUCUUUGUGGAGCAUCACCAUGGUUCUUUCUAUAUUCUCACAAAUGCCCCUCUAUGUGGAAGUGUGGAAUGGAAUGGUCAUGGUUAUUAUUUGGCUAGAUCCAUGGUUGAGGACCCAGAGUUGGGCAAGUUUCAGAAUGUCAUCCUUCCUGGCGAAAGUAUCACUAUAGAAGACAUGGACGUUUUCAAUGGACACCUGGUGCUUUCCAUUGAUAAGCAGGGUGCACCUAUGUUCUGCUCCAUCAAUUUGCCCAUCAAUGUUAAUUCUGAGCAUGCAGUGAUCCUUGAGCAUCUAAACCCAUGGUUUUUUCCUGUCCCUUCAAAUUUCUGCAGCAUUCUUCCUGGUUCCAACCAUGACUUUAUGAGUCAAGCAUACCGUGUCGUGCUAUCUUCUCCUGUGAUGCCUGAUGUAGUUGUUGAGUAUGAUAUGUCAAGACAUACUUUCUCCACCAUCCAACAGGAGGAAGUGAGGUGUGUUUCAGCUGACAUUGGAUUGUCAGCCACAGACUAUGUCAAAAACUUUGUCAGCCCUAUAAAUGUAGAGAACAUUGAGGAGGGUUUGAAGGACUUUUCGGAUCUGUACUGCUGUGAAAGGAAGGAUGUUAUUUCCCACGAUGGUGUCAGGAUACCCCUGACAAUUAUUUACUCUAAAACAUUGUGGCAGAAGGGAAAGUGUCCAGGCCUUUUGCAUGGAUAUGGAGCAUAUGGUGAAGUUCUAGACAUAAGCUGGUGUUCAAAUCGUCUUAGUCUACUCAACCGUGGUUGGGUUGUAGCUUUUGCUGAUGUCAGAGGUGGGGGUGGUGUUAAUUCCUUGUGGCAUACUUCUGGCCGUGGGGCAAACAAGCAGAACUCCAUUCAUGACUUUGCCUCAUGUGGUAAAUACCUUGUUCAUGAGGGUUAUGUUCGUGCUGAUCAGCUUUGUUCUAUAGGACAUAGCGCGGGCUGUCUUCUUGUAGGGGCUGCUAUAAAUAUGUAUCCAGGUCUCUUUCAUGCUGCCAUCAUGAAGGUACCUUUUCUAGAUAUAUGCAAUACAUUGUUGGAUCCUAAUAUGCCGCUUUCCUUAUUGGACCAUGAAGAGUUUGGAGAUCCUCGAAUCUUGCCACAAUUUGAGUCCAUCAUGAGUUAUGCACCUUAUAAUAACAUUCGCGAAGGGGGAUGUCAUCCGUCAACCCUUGUUUCAGCGUCAUUUCUUGACUCAAGGGUUGGAGUGUGGGAAGCUGCAAAAUGGGUGGCUAAAGUGAGAGAAGUUGGGUGCUCCCACUGUUCACAUUCAGUAAUUUUGAGAACAAAUAUGAGUGCAGGACAUUUUGGUGAAGGUGGACACUAUGGACAUCUUGAGGAAUUGGCUUUUGACUAUGCAUUUCUGAUGAAAGUUACUGGGGCUUUCAGCAUGUGAUUUUGUAAGGCUUGAAAAGUCAAUCCUAUCGUUGAAAAAAAGAAUGUGUUGAGGUUUGCGCUCAACUAACUAGUUCCUGCUACACGCUUAUCCUUUGUUUAUCACUGGCGUCAAGGGACUGCUGCAUGCUGUUAUGGGGAUUUGGCACUAUUGUAAGCUAUCCUCUCCUAGUUAGUUCUUGUUUCGAUAUCUCUAUUUGAUUGUUUCAUUCAUGUGAAUUAUUUUCCUUUCAGGAAAAGUUUUCACCUGAGUAUAUUGUUCCUGGAAAAACUUCUCUGGCUAACUUGUUUUGAUGUUCAGUGCAUGCAUGAAACGUCUUUCAUUUAACAAGUUCUAUCAGGUGGUAGUUUGCAGUCCUAUGGGACGAUGGUAGGGAGUCCAAGUGAAGUGAACUUGUGAAAAUGUCAUGUUUGCUUUCGAGAUUUGAAUAUAUACCUUUGCUUGACCUGGGAAACUUGUCUCUUGUUUAUAUAUUUUCCUGCAGUUACUUUAGUGCAGAAUAGGAAGCCCUAAAUCCUUGUUGAUUGAAGCCUUUCAUUCAAUUAGUUGAUUGUUACAAUGCAGAUGUUUCUAUAUGUGAGACACCUGGGAAUUCCAGUCCCUUUCCCAAGCUUCAGUAUGUAGGGCCGCUUGAUAUGCAUUCACCUGCACCUUAUGAGCAGUUGCCUGCCCUUAGUGUACUGGGAGUCUGGGCGUAGGAUUGCCAUCUAUGCACGCUUAUCUAAGUUUCAAAGCCUGUUGUUGUAAAUUUUAAUUUCUAUGCAAGAUUACAGGCCUCAAAUAUCAGACCCAUUCUUGAUCUGAACAUUGUUCUGAGUCUCUUACAUAAUUUACACCACUACAUGCUAGUCCUACAUGUACUAUGCAUCCAUCAACUUUUGGCCGGGGUAACAUUUGCAAUCCUUAAGGCUGUUUUUCCCUUGCACCAUGUCACUUUGAUUUGCACUUGGUUACACAGGCUAUGACUGAAAUUUACAGGGACGGUUGAUUUUCA